AUGGCGGUCAUGUCUAAGGAUGUGCUGGUUAACGGAAGUUGGUAUAUGAAUUGUCGAGCGCAUGCCGUAGGACGCAAUGUCCGAACGGUUGUUCAAGAGGCUGGUUCGCCUUGCAACGGAAACGUCGUCGAACUGCUUCCAAAACAGCUUUAUUUCGCAUCAUUUAAAGCACCUCCACACAAAGCUGAUCCACAUGUCCGCUACAUCGAUCUGGACAACCGUGUACAUUAUGAACCUUUCUAUGGCGACUUCGGUCCACUCAACCUUUCCGUAUUAUACAGAUUUACGCGAUAUCUUCACGGUCUUGUUGAGGUACUUUUUUUAUUUAUUUCAAACUUUAUUGUUUGCAUUUUUUUGAUAAGUACUGUUUAA
Molecule: messenger RNA, 372 nt
Organism: Cooperia oncophora
Lineage: Eukaryota; Metazoa; Nematoda; Chromadorea; Rhabditida; Trichostrongylidae
Source: the annotation of a GenBank genome assembly